CAUUUUCAUUGGCAUGGAGGCUUUAUGAUUUCCGUAAGAUAAUUCGUAUGAUCCCACCUCUGGAAUUUCGGGGUUCCGUAUUUUCAGCCUUGUUCAAGAUUUAAAACAAUGGCAGACAAAGAAAAUCAAAAACUGAAGCCAGAAAAUAUGGAUGAAACUCAAAAACCAAAGCUAGAAAAGACGGAAGGAAAUCAAAAAAUGAAUCAAGAAAAGGUGAAAGAAAAUAAAAAACCAAAACAAAAGAUGACGGAAGAAAAUCAAAAACGGAAUAAUGAAAAGGCUCACGAAAAAGGGAAUUGUACGUUGAUGAUACUCACAGGAGCAAUAAUGGUUGUUGCAGUGGUCUUGGUAUCUUCUUGUGAUGUUACGAAACGUAGCAAAUCCUGUGAUCUCAAGGAAGCCGUGGAAUACCUACGCCUGAAUUUUACUGUAUCUUGUAAAUAUGAAAAUUCUAAGGACAUCAAACAGAUCUGGAGAAUAGGGAUAUCAGCACUUGUCCUGGAUUUCGUAUUUCUGUUUUUGAGCCUGAUUUUAUUGAUGAUUCCUGGUGAAAGACACAGAACAGCAUACAUGUAUUUAGCUUGUUAUACCGUGCUGGCCCUACAAUCAAUUGUGUUAUCAGUUCUGCUUUUUCUCGGGUACAAUAAUAUCGUCGAUUCCAAAACGACUAAAAAAGAUACGGAUUAUGGAAAACUGAAGAGUGCAAUGAACCAAUCACUCACAGAGAAUUUUACUUCGGAUGUUAUAAGCAUCAACGAUAGUACUUCCGACCGUUGGAACAACUUCUUUAUCAAGUAUGAUUGUUGUGCUGUAAACCAAGUCAUUAGCACAACCAACGACUUUGACACUAGUCCUUGGUGUACUACGUCUGGUUCCUGUCAACUGACGAAUUCUCAAAUUCCGAAAUCAUGUUGUAAAGCAUAUACAAUUUAUGAUUACCAAAGUGCGCCAGAAGGUUGUCAUGCAAGAGUCGAGGAAAGAACCUAUAGAGAUAGCUGUUUUUCUCGUGUUCUGAUGUUGGAUGACUUUGCCAUAACAGAUGACCAGAUUGAUGUAAUAGCUACCAUUUCCUUAACCUUGGGGAUUUUGAAAGUUUGUGCAGUCAUCCUGGCUGUUUGGAUAGUUGUGGGGCUCUGCAUUUACAUUUGUAAGAAAACUCAAAACUGUAAAACAAACCACAGUGAUCAAUGUUUAGAUGCAAUUCCAACAGAGAAUCAACAAACCGCAUGACUUAUGUUAGGAUGAGUUUCUACCGGAGAAAUAUAAUUUUAAAUCAAAUCCCACUUCCCUUUGUUAAUAAGGAUGCAAUCCUAAGGGAGGAAUUAUAGCUUUAAAUCACCCAACCACACUGCAUAGAAUAUGAUGCGAUCCUUACGGAGGAAUUAUAGCUUUAAAACGUUCUUGACUGAAGAGAAUUAUAAUUAUGCAAACAUUUAUAUAUUUAAACUGUUAUAUAGUUUUUUUUAAGGUAAGAAAAGUUUUUAUUUACAAAACAUUCCAUCCAAAGACCUGUAUAACAGCACUAGAUUCUUAUCAUUGUUUUCCACCACUCAUUCACAU
Messenger RNA from Saccostrea cuccullata (small rock oyster), 1560 nucleotides. RefSeq lists its product as uncharacterized. The coding region runs from base 109 to 1230 and encodes 373 amino acids. Lineage: Eukaryota; Metazoa; Mollusca; Bivalvia; Ostreida; Ostreidae. The transcript has 9 exons. The record is from RefSeq and is a predicted model, not a curated record.